UUUUCGGGUCAAAAUUUACAACAAACCAAAUACAAAGUGUGUACAAAAUAUAUUUUUAUUUAGGUCUAAUAUUCAGAAUAAUUGUAUAAUUACAAUUAGUAUAGUUCGUAAUUUUGGUUUUAUACUCAGUGCAUUUCAACAAUUUAUGUAAAUAGUAAAAGUGAUUUGUGAUCAGAAAAACAAUAUUAUGAUGACAUUCGGUAAUCUUUUUGCGGUAGAGGACGUAUGUUCUUUGUUAUCCUGAAUGUCGGCGCACAGUCUUCAUGAUUGUAUAAAUGCGGCAAAGCGACCUGAAUGAUCUACCCAACAACAACUCCACCGAUUAAAUAGGCAGUAUGGUGGUGGUGUUGAACGGCGUGCUGGCCGAUGAGUGCCCCACGACGGUGCGCGGCCUGCUGGCGGCUCACCCCGGGUACAGGGACGCGGCCGCGCAGCUGCUGGCUGCGGCGCCCAGGGCGGUGCCUCCGCCGGGCCUGCUCUACGUGCUGCAGCGGGAACUAGCCGCAGUCGUACCGCAUGACAAAAACGUAACAAUAAUCGGUUCAGAUGACGCAACUUCUUGUAUUAUCGUGGUUGUGAAGCAUUCAGGGUCAGGUGCCGUAGCGCUAGCGCACUUGGACGGCUCGGGGACUGCGGAUGCGGCCGCGGCGAUGGUGGCUCGUGUGCAACAGUUGGCUGCGGGCUAUCCCGAGGGAAGGCUGGAGUUGCAACUAGUCGGCGGCUUCACGGACCCACAUCGAUACUCUGAUGAGUUAUUUGCUAAUAUUAUGCUUUCAUUCCAUCGUCUACCUGAAGAAAUCGAUUUAACAUUAGCCUGCUGCUGUGAAUUAAAUACAGCUCUCGGAGGUGGGUCCCCUGCGCCUCUAGUGACCGGGUUAGGGGUAGACAUUCGGUCGGGCGAAGUAUUCCCCGCAAACUUCCCCGACAAAGGACCUGAGCUGCCGUUGAGGUAUGCUAGGACCAUAACUGGCGGACCACAUUCUUCACAAGUUCUAGACACGUAUGACAACGGUGUCGGCAUGCUCCGCAUAGGUCCGUUCAAUUACGACCCACUGCGCGGCGUCGAUCUCUGGCUGGAGCAGUCUGACGAGUUCAUACUGCAGCAUCUCAGCACGACGCCAGCUGUUGAACCGCCACAUUUUGUACAUAAUAUUCGCGUAACAUUGAAGUUUAUUCAGCAACAUCCAUUCCCAGCAGUGACAGUAUUCCCGGACAACAGACCCCAUUACUACCGCCGUGAUGAACAAACCGGAUGUUGGAUGCCCGUUCGAUUCUAGUUAAUUUAUAAUUAUUUUAUAUUGAUACUCCGAAAUUGGUGGUUUAUUUAAUUGGUAAGAUUUAUCAUAAUUAUUUCAACAACGAGGACACAAGCGUUAUUCAACAUUUAAAUGGAAUAUGCUUUUGUUUACAAUUAUAUAAUAUAGUAUAAUUCUUUUGAUCUUUCAAACUUCUAGUAAAAUUCCCAAACUAUAGGAAAGAAUGGUUCGUAAUAGUGUAAGUAUUACUUUUGAAUGGAAGACAUUGUCGCUAUAUAUAUGAUACACUGUGAAUUGAAAAAACAAUCUCGUCAUAAAUUAUCAAUUGUAAUGUAUUUUAAUUUUUAUCUUUACUGUUUUUUUUAUUGAAGUUUUAAUUUACUUAUUUAAGAUCACAUAUCUCUCAUAGCAACGUGGACGGAUCCUUCCUGAAAUGCUUUCAGUGCAGUUUUUUUUGACAUAAUAUCAACUAUAGUGACAAUUUUAUUGUUCGCGUAAUGGAAGUGGAAUUUUUUUGUCUUCUGAGUAACACCAUUAUCCAUUAUGGUGGACUACAAACUGUUACACCAUUUUGCAAUUGAUACGAGUAAAAAAUUCUUAUGCGAAUAAUUAUAGUUCUAUUGGAAAUUACGGUAAAAUAUUUUAUGGCAAUGUUCUGAUGUUUAAUCAAAUGGAAUUAAAAUCCGUAUUGAAUCACCUUGAUUUAAUCUACUUAAUAGUAAUUAUUGUAAUGUCAUCUAAACCGAUCAACUGUAAGUUGUUGUUAAACCGUUAUGGCUUAGAUUAAGAAUUGGUCUCCGCAGCGCUCCAACUAGAUACCGCAGGCGUAGUCCCAAAGUGCGACAAAUACUACGAACAAGUGGGCGUACUCGAGUCAAUGUGUAACGUUGACGUGCAACUUUUUCUGUUAAAGUAAUAAUUGAAACUAAAAUGCCGGGUUGCGUUGUAAAACUGUGUAAAAAUAAUACUACAAGAAAUAGGAAAGACACUGGGAUCACAUAUCAUCACUAAGUAUUUUAUUAAUUUCAAUGUAAAAUAACACUAAGUGUAUGUUACAAAAUUUUAAAGAUGCCAUUGAGUAUCAAGAUGCCACGCACACAAGCAUCUAAUAGUUGUCGUAAUAAAAGAGCUAUUGUAGGUAGUGCGGUAUCUAGUUGGGAGCGUAGCGGAGACAAAUCCUUAAUCUAAUUUUUAUGAGCUAUAAUCUUCACAUGUUCAUCUACAUGUCAUGUCGACUAUUUAGGUUGUUGGGUUCUUAUUAUUAGAAAAAUAAAUUUUGCUGAAUUCACUUUUUAAUAGGUAAUUCGACUAUUAAUAAUGUUAACUGACUGACGAACCUUAAUUAGAAAAAGGAAUCUAUCCGUAGACAUUAUAUGCAAUUAUUUCAAAUUUUCAGCAAUUAUUUUUAUGUUACAAAAACCCAUUGUUAAGUGAUAUAAUUUUUCCGACGCUUUUUAUUCAAUUUUCUAUAUUUUCUGCCAAUUUUUCAAUUUGUAUUCUGUAUAAUGAUGAAUCAUGAUCAUUUUUUACAUAAGAAUUGUGGUAAAGUAUGUGCACAAUAAAUAUGGAAAUCAGGACCCUAUUAUCUUAAUCUCUGUAACGAGUUUGUUAUUCUAACUACCGGCAACAUUGUCGUACGAAACGGUCUUGAACCUGGUAGAAUGAAGGAGAUGAAAAUUUUGUUUAAAUUUGUAUGUAAAUAUGUACUAGUUAUUUAAAUUUACUAUCGGACAUAUCGUAAAUAGUAAGGCCUUGUUCCAGUAAAGUACCUAUGGAUUAUGUUUGACUUAGAUUUUAUUUUAUAUAAUUACGAACAAUAGAUUGAUGUAAAUAUGUGACUUUAGUGAUACAUAAAAUUGUAGUUAUUGUUUUAUGAAGCUUCUAAUAAAUAUAUGGAAAGUUUAAA
This is a messenger RNA of Leptidea sinapis, 3162 nucleotides long. It is a transcript of the gene Ntan1, whose product is annotated as protein N-terminal asparagine amidohydrolase. Lineage: Eukaryota; Metazoa; Arthropoda; Insecta; Lepidoptera; Pieridae. Gene Ontology annotation, cellular component: nucleus. The coding region runs from base 336 to 1277 and encodes 313 amino acids. Gene Ontology annotation, biological process: ubiquitin-dependent protein catabolic process. The record is from RefSeq and is a predicted model, not a curated record. Gene Ontology annotation, molecular function: protein-N-terminal asparagine amidohydrolase activity. The transcript is spliced from 10 exons.